ACUGCCUAAAGCAGGGACUAUUGUCCCUACAUGUCCCUAGUCCCUGGGCUGGCCUGGUUGGGUUGAGCAAGAAUCUCUGGAAAGAAUGAAAGGCAGCAAAUGGAGAAAACACUACUGAGAGCACCAGAGCAGGAUAAGGCAGUGGUGGUAAGGGACUCGGGCCUGUGCAAGAGUACCAGGAAGACACCUGUGGGAGGAGGUGGCCGAGUGAAGGAAGGGGCAGUGGGAGGAGCUUCCAUGCCUAGGGACCAGUACCACCCCAGGAUGGAAGCCCAGAGUGGAGUCCUAGGACAUCAGAUCCUAAAGGGCUUGAAUACCGUUUAAGGCCUUUCUUCCGGGAGCAAGUAGGAGCCAAAGAAGGGAAGUUGUGGGACUUGUUUUCGUGAGGCCAGUUGCCUGGUGGUUACGCGUCUCUCCUCUGAAGUCAGGCAUCCUGUUCCAGAGUAUCCUGGUUGCGCUUCAACUUGCGGAGUGACCUGGGGCAAGUGACUUUAACCUCAGCUUCCUCAUCUGUGGAGUGGGGAGGGCGCAGCGCUGGUCGCCCUGAACAGGAAGUGAGACAACCUUGGGGUGCACACGCGCAGGCCCGAGCCGCAGGGUCCACGCCCGAGGCGAGGCGGCGAAUCGCGAUCUUUUUCAGAGUAACCCGCAUACAAUAAAAAGUCCCCAUGAAAAGGACAAACUAGCCAGGCGUGAGGGGCGGUGGCUCACGCCUGUAAUCCCAGCACUUUAGGAGGCCGAGGCGGGUGGAUCACCUAAGGUCAGGAGUUCGAGACCAGCCUGGCCAACGUGGCGAAACCCCCGUCUCUACUAAAAAUACGAAAAUUAGCCGGACGUGUUGGCGCGCGCCUGUAAUCCCAGCUACUCGGGAGGCUGAGGCCGGAGAAUCGCUUGAAACCUGAGGGCAGAGACUGGAGUGAGUUGAGAUCGCGCCACCGCACUCCAGCCUGGGCAACAAGAGUGAAACUCCGUCUCAAAAAAAAAAAGGACCAACUAAAAAAAGAAUAUAAAUACAGGACUUACGGGGGGAGGCUGACCCCUAAAGUAAGGGGUCGGGCUGGAAAGGAUCUCAAGGGGUCUGAGUUUGAGCCGCCGAGGCGCGCGAGCCCCAGCACUCCUAGGCAGCUGCAUCCGCCCCGGAAGAUCCCCUGGGGGCCCUGCGCUGGCUUUCCACAGCGCCAUGUUGGACGGUCCUCCCACUUCCCACCUUCCCCGCCCUCCCGCUACUCUGACCGUUCUACCUGUGAUUCUCGCUGGUGGAGUCAACUUGGAAUGGAUUCCCGCCGAACCACGCCUCCCUUUCCUGCUGCGCCCGCAGUUUCGGCCUAUCAGGUUGAGUCGGGUAAACCAGGACGGGCCAAACGACGCUCUCAUUGGACAUCACUGGUGGGGGCGGGAAGAAGGCGGAGCACGUGCCCGGGGGGAAGUAGCCGUCGCAUCGCGAAUUACGUAACGCCGCGGAGCCGAGGCAGUUCCGCUGGCUAGUGUGUACGCGGCGAGCUACUCCCGGCGCCGCCCGCUCGGCUCCCAUAGCGCCCGCGACAGCGGCCCGGACGCCGCCUGAACAUGGACUCCGCCGGCCAAGAUAUCAACCUGAAUUCUCCUAACAAAGGUCUGCUGUCUGACUCCAUGACGGAUGUUCCUGUCGACACAGGUGUGGCUGCCCGGACUCCUGCUGUUGAGGGUCUGACAGAGGCUGAGGAGGAGGAGCUCAGGGCUGAGCUUACCAAGGUGGAAGAGGAAAUUGUCACUCUGCGCCAGGUCCUGGCAGCCAAGGAGAGGCACUGUGGAGAGCUCAAGAGGAGGCUGGGCCUCUCCACCCUGGGGGGGCUGAAACAGAACCUGUCCAGGAGCUGGCAUGAUGUGCAGGUCUCUAACGCCUAUGUGAAAACUUCUGAGAAACUUGGAGAGUGGAAUGAGAAAGUGACCCAGUCAGACCUCUACAAGAAGACUCAGGAAACUCUUUCACAGGCAGGACAGAAGACUUCAGCUGCCCUGUCCACCGUGGGCUCUGCCAUCAGCAGGAAGCUUGGAGACAUGAGGAACUCUGCAACCUUCAAGUCGUUUGAGGACCGAGUUGGGACCAUAAAGUCUAAGGUUGUGGGUGACAGAGAGAACGGCAGUGACAGCCUCCCUUCCUCAGCGGGGAGUGGUGACAAGCCCCUGUCGGAUCCCGCACCUUUCUAAGCCUGUGGUUGCUUCACCCGCUGCAGAGCACACGCAACACACCCUCAGCACCACAGCCCGCAGCUCUGUUCAGCGGAGCAGCCAGCCAGGGCGGAUGAGCAGAGCCGGCUUUGAGGACAGUCCUGCCCAUCCACAUGGAGAUGUGGCUGCCGCGUUCGCAUGAAUUUAAAGAACACAGGCUUGUACACAGAUGUUUUACACUCAAGUUUGUAGAUGAAACAGAUCACUGUGCUGUCCUUCUUAGGGGUGCAGGAAGUGGACAAGGCGGAGGAUUUGAAAGAAUAUUGAGCCAAAGCCCAGGCUCCCUUUGGGAAUCAUGUUAGCCCAUCAGAAUGUUGAAGGAUUGAAGGGUUCUAAGCAUAGAAUAAGUGGCAUUUUCUGACUUCUCCCUCCUCCUUCUUCCCUGACUCACAGAGGGAAUGCAGUCACCCAGCAAGUCCUACCUGUUACGCAGUUUUUUAUCUCAAAAUGCCGAACGAGAAAACUGUCCAUUUUCUGAGACCCCCAGAAAGGAAACUGAUCCUCAGCAGCUGCCUAAUUGUUAUGCUAAUCUAGCUUUAACGGAAGCAAAUUCAUUAUUUUUUAAAUGCAGUGGACUUUUCAAAAAGUUUAAAUUAGGCAAAGCAGCUUUAGCCUCACAGAAUAUUAUUUCUUUGGACUCAAGCUGAAAUACAAGCCUUACAUUGCCUUAUGCUUUAUUUCUUUCUAAUUUUUAUAUGUAUAUAGAUGAGGGUUCCUUAAUGGUUGUGAGCCUUGUGUGGAAUUUUACACCUGGCCUGCAUGGCAGCCUCUUCCAGUUGGGGUGUUUUAUUUCACACACACUCCAUCCCAGUGUACAAAACCUGCUUCUCUUCUCAACCAUGGCAGCUCCCACUGGCUCCCCUGCCCUGCCCUAAAGGGCUCUUGAGCCUCUGGGAAUGGGAGGGGCCAAGAGAAGGAAAACCCUGUCUUUAGCACCCUUUAAAAGAGCUGUGCCCCCCUUCUCAGUGCUGCCUUUGCAUGGGCCUGGCCCGGCUCGCAUUCGUCAGUGACUCCAACCCUCCUGCUUGCUGCACUUGGGAUACCACCCCACAGGUCAGGUGGAGGGUGGGGCGUGGGCAUCAGCCAGGAUUGCUGUUGCCUUUUUCUCAGGAGCUACAAAGAUCUCUUCCUGUUACUAAAUGGUCACACCCCAGCAGCCUCUCUCCCACACCAGGGCCCUGCAUGUCAGAUGGCAUGGUCUGCAGGGGGAGCUCUGUGCCUUAGUGGCCAUUGGCAGGACACUGAGGGCCUGCCUGUGGUGUGCCCAGCUCUGCCACUCCCAGGAGGGGAAGGGCUGCUCAGCUCAAGGUGUCCUGUUUGGUAGAGCAAGUGUCCUCUGACAGCCGUGUCCCCAGACAGUUCAGACACCCUUGGGGAUGGCACUCCACACACGACAGAUAUGCAGGGGCCAGGGAACCCCAGCGCUCGGUGCCCUUUGUCCAGGGUUAAAAUCGGCCUGUGGGGUGUGGUGAGAAGGCAGGUUGUGCGGGUGUUAACUGAUGUAUUUUUUCCUGAAAGUUAUUAUAACAGUGGGUAAUUUGUCAAUAAAGCAUUCCUUUGGGGGAAAGUCCA
Messenger RNA from Pongo pygmaeus (Bornean orangutan), 3780 nucleotides. It is a transcript of the gene TPD52L2, whose product is annotated as TPD52 like 2. The transcript is spliced from 7 exons. The record is from RefSeq and is a predicted model, not a curated record. Lineage: Eukaryota; Metazoa; Chordata; Mammalia; Primates; Hominidae. The coding region runs from base 1567 to 2187 and encodes 206 amino acids. Gene Ontology annotation, cellular component: cytoplasm.